Messenger RNA from Leishmania mexicana MHOM/GT/2001/U1103, 4212 nucleotides. Its product is annotated as putative lipin. Lineage: Eukaryota; Euglenozoa; Kinetoplastea; Trypanosomatida; Trypanosomatidae. Gene Ontology annotation, molecular function: phosphatidate phosphatase activity. The record is from RefSeq and is a predicted model, not a curated record. The transcript has a single exon. Bases 1 to 4212 code for a protein of 1403 amino acids.
AUGAUCUCGACCCUCGGCGGCCUCUUCAACCUCAACCACUUUGACCAGUCAAGCUGCGCCAACGAUGUCAUCGUGAUACGGCACAAGGACGGGUCGCUGCGCAGCACCCCCUUCAACGUGCGCUUCGGGCGGGCGCAGAUGUGGAGCUACGUCGGCCGCGUCGUCCAGGUGGAGGUGAACGGUGAGCUGACGGCUGCCGUGAUGAAGAUCGGCAAGGGUGGCAAGGCCCACUGGCUGCAGCCAACCUACGGCGCCUUCGGCAAGGCCAGCCACGGUGCGGCGACGGCCAAGCAAUCCGAGAAAGCCAGUGGUGGCAUACCGCCUGCCACCACUGCUGUGGCGGAGGUGUCGGGCGCGGACUGUGCCGAAAAGGGCGCCGUCGAGGAGCUGGACCUCGUGGACUCACUCGUCAGUGCUGUCGAGGAUGCCGAGAUGUUGGUGCUGAACGCGGCGGAGCUGCAGCACCUCUCUAUCCGCCUCGAGUCGCCACCAGAGCUGCUGUCCUUGUCGGAAGGGGAUUGUGACGCUUGGGAAACCACCGAAAACGCAGCUGCCCAAGUUUUGCCUCCGUCGGUGGCGCUGCCACCUGGCAAGCAGCACUCCGCCACUGGCGCCCCGCACCCUGCUAACGAAAAGGACGUCAAUCCGCUUUCUAGCGAUGCGGGUCGCCAGCGGAGGCCCGGCGAUCCCCAUCCCGACUCCAGUCUACCGCUGCUCCACACGGCCGAUGAUGGGCAUCUCACCAUCGAGACGCGCGCUAUCCACUCGGCCGGCGACGCGCAAGAGGCGCGACUCGCUCUUCGUGCCAUGGUGGCCGCAGAGAAGUCACGAAAACGGCUGUCAAAGAUGAGCUUUGGCGACGACCCCUACCUGCUGAAGACUGCGCGGGAGGAAGGCCACCUGGGCGACGACGAGGUUAGCGAUGUCGGUGACGACGACGACGAUGACGACCUCGGUGGCGACCGUCCCGAACUGCCCGCGGCCGAGAUCGUGGUGGACGCUGCCGAUGUGUCGCCCUCGUCGCGUGAAGCGGCGGUGGGGACUGCCGAUGGCGGCAGUUUCGCACAUGCAUCGCUCAUCGUCAGGCCGGGGGCUGCAGGUGAUGGCAGUGACAGGCAAGCUAGCGACCAGCUUGUGGCCCAACCCGCCACGAGGACGGAGGAAGGGGAGUCAGCGGGCCUGGCCCCGGCGCCGUCGUCGCCGCAACCGGCUGUGGAGGCAGCCACCGCAGCGUCAUCGGCAACCUCGGUGACGGGGAGCACGGAUAGCUACAAGGUGGUGGACGAGGAUGCCUACUUUCUCGACCCCAUGGACACCGACCCCGACUUCGCCGCCCUCUACGGGGAGGACGAAGUGGCUCUGCUGAACGGCGCGUCCUUCGAAAGCAGUGUCACGAGCGGUGUGUCUCUGCCUGACCUCUCCAUGACGCCGUGCACCACCGCUAUCGACGCAGCCACCGCGCACCGCAGAUCGGCGAGUGCCAGCGAAGGUGAAUCGUGCUCUGCAGCGGAGGCCACUCGUGCGAGCCGCAUCGGCGGGUCGCUGCUCCUGGAGUCACAGACCGUCGGAGCAGCGACCUCCUCCGUCAAGCAGCCGCUGCUGCUGUCUUUGACGUCGCCAUCACACCCGACAGUCGAGAAGCCGGUCAGCAGCAGCCCCAGGGACGCUGACAAGACCGCUGUGUCCCACGCGAGCACCGGCGUGCCCUCUGCCGCUGCGAAGGACGGCACCGCGUCUUCCGGCGUCUGGAACGCCCCCAAGGAGGUCAUGGAUGCGCAGGGGAGCCUCGUGAAGCUGACGCCCACCGCGGGCGGCGGCGGUGGUGGCCCGUACUUCACCCGCACCCUUAUCCCGGUCGAGGCGGAUCUGUGGAAGCUGCACCUCAAGGAGGGCUGCAACACUGUCCGCUACCUCGCCCGCAAGGACAAGGGCGACGUUGUGUCCAUCUCGUGCAACAUAUUCCUCUGGAACUGGACGGACCGCCUCGUGGUGAGCGACGUGGACGGCACGAUCACGAAGAGCGACUUGCUCGGCCACUUCUAUGCGAUGCUGGGCAAAGGCGCGGACUGGACGCACCCCGGGAUCUGCAACUUGUACUCCAAGAUUGAGCGCAACGGGUAUCGCAUGGUGUACCUGACGGCCCGCAGCUUGUCGCAGAUCAACCAAACAAAGUCGUACCUCUUCACGCUGCAGCAGGACGGGGUGCGGCUGCCGAUGGGUCCGGUGCUGACGGCACCGCAGCGCUUCUUCACUGCACUCACGCAAGAGGUAUCAAAGCAGUCACAUGUCUUCAAGAUCGCGUGCCUCACGAGUGUGCGCGCCGCCUUUCCGCCCAGCACAAAGCCCUUCUUCGCCGGCUUUGGAAACCGCUACAGCGACGUCAUCAGCUACGAUGCGGCGGGGAUCCCGACGCACAAGAUCUUCAUCAUUGACCCCUCGAGCGUGCUGCACGUGUGCCUGGUGCGGCAGACGUACCGCGACCUCGGCCACCUUGUCGACGUGACGUUCCCGCCCGUUAAGCGGCACCCCGUCGUGCUGCGCGCGCCACGGCAUCUUCAGCGAACCCAGGGUGCAGGGGCGAGUAUGUCGCCGGCUAAGGAUGCCGCGCUCGGUGGGCGCGACCGACACGCCUACACGCGCAGUCUGCUACACCGAUCCUCCUCUUCAUCUUCUUCCUCGGCCACUUCGCUCUCCUCCGCAGCGUCGUCGUUGUCGGGUUCGCUGGACCUGCGCGAGGAGGCGUGUGGCGGCUCCUCCGACUUUGGCGCGGAGGGCGCCUCCCACCACACGUCCGGGUCUGAGGCCUCCCCCGGUGGCCGCUCGCUCGCGGGCUGCCACGCAUCCGCGGCGUUCAGCUUGGUGGACUCGGAGCGUGUCGACGUGAUCGCCACGAGCGUGCUGAGGUGCCCCGCUGCCUGCCCGGGAGAGCCGCCGGAACUCGCUAAGGGCGGCAGCCCCACGUCCACCGGACUGCUCCCGGCGGCCGUUGCUAAACUACCUGCCCCUCCAGUUCCAACAGCGGCCUCCUCCGCAGCGUUCUCGGACCGCCCGUCCGAGGUUGAAAAGCGAGUCGCUUCGUCGACAGCCUCUGCCUUGCCUGCGGUGAAGCCCAGCACCAGCGCGCCCAGACCCAAGUACAACUAUGGCCGGCGCACAACCUUUGCUGAGCUGAGCGACGACGAUGACGUGUUCCAAGAGGAGGAGGUGCCGGCGGACCCCGAGUUUUCGUCCUUCGUGUACUGGCACAUGGACCCACGCGACCUCAUCACCGUCCCCGCGGCGGCAUCGAAGUCCUCUGCCUCUGCGACACGUGCCAACACCAAGGAGACAUCCGAGAAGGAGAAGUCGGGCGCGGUGACAAGUGGCACCGAUGCGCCCAAGAAGGUCGCCACAACCACCGCGGCUGCCACAGCGUCCACCGAAGAAAGUGACCACGCGAAGUCAGCCGCGGCAGCGGCAGGGGCACCGUCAGCACCUACACAGACGGGAGGCGCCGCCGGUGACACGGCGAGCCUAGGUGCGGCGUCGCCGAGCGGAGUCUCCGCUGCCAGCGAUGCAGCAGCGCCGAGGCCCGGCGGCGGUGACGGCAGCCGUCUCUCGCUUUCCUCGCUCACGGCUUUGAACUCCGGCAACAGGUCGCCGAUGCAAGGGGCGACGCGCUCGCUCGACAAAGGCCAAGUGAGAGGCUCUUCCACGGGCCCGGCGGUGCCGACGACGGCGGGGCCGACUUCACCCGAUACUGUCUCGGAGUUGCAUAAGUCACAGCCGCAGACCCCCAGCAGGCCUGGCAACAACCAAGUUGCUGCCGUCAGCCCGUACGACGACUGGGAGGGAGGGGCGGACGCUGCCAGGUCAUCACUCCCGCAGCAAUCAGCGCCACCGCCGCCGCCGCCGACGACGAUGACGCAGCCUACCGCGAUCUUGCCGUCCACCAGUGGAGGUGGCGGCACCCGCGGCUUCUUCUCUGCUUUCUCGUUCGGACGCAGUCGCGUCGUCGAGUCACCGUUGUCACCCACCUCGCAGAGGGACGCGCAGUUGCGCGAGGACGCAAGGCAGCGUGCGCUAGCGCACCCCGACGCGCAGUACUACUACGUGGAGCACCAGCAGCAGCAGCAGCAGCAGCAGAAGCCCGCGUCGCAGCUGGAGCCGUUCCCUGGCAACGGUACAUCAGGGGCGGCGGAGGGUAGCGCUCCGGCACCGCCGCAGAAGUGA